Cinara cedri is the source of this 2413-nucleotide messenger RNA. The record is from the annotation of a GenBank genome assembly. NCBI's taxonomy places the organism in Eukaryota, Metazoa, Arthropoda, Insecta, Hemiptera, Aphididae.
AUGGUAAAUACAUCAAAUAAACCCAUAGAAAUAAGGCGUAGAAAACCAAAUUUGAAAAUAAUGCCCGACAAAGAAAAUGAAAAUAAUCCAGCUGGAAAAGAUGCAGAAAGUAAAAUAUUGCAAGUUGAAGAAAACUUAACCAUAGAUACCACAGAAAAGAAGAAGAAAAUAUCCGAUAAAAAUCUCCACUUAAUAAAAGAACACAAACAGAGCAGGUUUUCAAUAUUAUUUAUAUUAUUAUCGUUAUAUACGAGUAUUAGAAUAUCAUUAAUUAGCAUGGUAACCAGUGUUGGGUUUGCGUAAAAAAUGCCUCGGCCACGGUUUUAUACUGGGGUCUCAAUUCGUUUUUCUUGGUAUCUCAUAAAUAAUUGAACAAGGACUAAAGACACGUCCAAAUUAAAUUCUUGUCUUAACAGCGGAAUCAUGUCAACAUUUAAUUUCAAUUUCAAACCAAGGAUUACCAUUUUUAUUUAUAACUAAAAAAAAAAAGAGCUGAUACUGGGGUGUACCGCUGAUUUAGGUGAGAAGUCGGUAAGGUAGGACGCAUAAAGUAAUUUAAUUUAUAUACCUACGAUUAUCGAUAAACCAUUGCUAAGAAAUAACAAUUCGGAACGAAUUUCGUUAUGACAUAUUUUGAUAGUUCGUAAUUUUUACGAUUUUUUCAAAAUUUGAUCCCAAAACGUUUAUGCAAAAACAAUGACGAAUGCAUUAAAAUCAAAUUUGUUUUUUAGAUCACCAAGUAAAACCUAUAAUGUGCCUUGUAUUUUGAAUAGGGAAAAGUGGACGUAGGCCGUUUGGACGUGGGGACAAUUGGACGUCACAAAAAAAAAAAAAAAUCGUAUAAAUCAAUCAUUAAACAUAUUUGUAGUAAAAUUUUCUGCUGGUUUAUCUAUAUUUAUAAAUUAUAAAUCCACUGAUAUUAUGUUCAUAAUACAUAAUAUUUCCUAAAUACAAGCUGGGCGAGAUGUAUUUUACGGCCAAUUCGAAGCAGUUACAUUCCCUCUAAAAAAUAAAAUUAAUUAAUUAAUUCGGAUAAACGAAUUUUAAGAAUUGUGCAGUUAUCAAAGUAGAACUAAAGUACCAGUUUUACGCGGAAUCCCUCAAAUAUUUCUUUACGUUAAUAUACUAUUUUUGACAUUAAAAACUUUUUAAAUAUUGUAUAUACAUAUUUGGCGUGUUCGUAAUUAAUUUAAUUAGUAUAAAUAACUAUUUUUGAUAUUGUAUUUUAAUUGUUGACUUACCCUAUUAUAAUAAAAAAAAUAUUUCAGAUUUUUUUUUACGUAUUAUAAUAAAUAUAUAAAUAAAUUAUUGACCGAUUUAUAUAUAUAUUUUUUUUUUUACGUCCAAUUGUCCUAAUGUCCAAACGGCCACGUCAAAACGACUACGUUCGUUUGUCUUAGAUCGAUUGUAUUUAAUGUUCGAACAUUCAAAUUUUAAUAACAGAUACCUACUGAAUAAAAUUACAUAUUAAAAAAACACAAGAAUAUCAAACACCUAAUAAUAGCCUAAAAAUAUUUACAAUUAUUUGAAAAUCUUACCACGAUUACCAAAGGCUAAUACAAGUAUUUUGUGAAAACUACAGAUUGAGACAAUAAUUUUUCAAACAAAUAACAACAAAAAGCUCAAAUACCAUACACUUAGCAAAAUUUCCCCACGUUUUUCCCGGUUUUUCAUAACUAUUGGUAAAACUAAAUGGAAAAUCAAGCAAUGACUUACUCGCAAACCAAAAAAAAUUUAAUUUCAGAAAAUAUUCUAUUUUUGAAUUUUGGACAAUGGAAUCGAUAACGUCCACGGCGUUUAAAUAUUUUAUGUUUUACCUAUAAUUAUAUAUAUAUAUUAUACCCGGUUUUUCAUAAUUAUUUUGAGAACCCCUUCGAAAACCAAAAAAUAACCUCUCGAAUUUACCAACUAGAUACAAUUUUCUUUCAAAAUAGAUACCAUACACUUGGUACAUAUGCUCACAGACAGAAAAUACAAAAUAAAAAAAAAAAAGAUAAAACAAAGGAUUUUAUUUUCCGAGUGUUUAUAAAAAUUAAUUAUUCGAUUAUUUAACAUAUGGGAUAGAAAUGAGGUUUAAAAUUGCGAUGUACCACAUAACAAUUUGAUAAGUGGUGAUUCCAGAACCUACCUGUUAUAAAUAUUCUCGUUUGUACAUUUAUGCGUAUAAAAUAUAGAUAUUAUAUAGAUAGUAUAUUAAUAUUUAUUUAUUGACGUUGUGUGUAUAUUUUGUUUAAGUAAUCCAAGUAAAACGCCAAAAAGGCUAAAAGCCAAACCAGAUACAAGCAUUAUGGAAAAUUCAUUUACGAUUCAGAAUCAAAUUAAAAUUAACAUACAGUGUAACCCCAAAGUAUCGUAUUCCAGAAGACCCGGUCAACAGAAAAACAAUUUGUUACCACGGAGACCGUUUAGAUAA